This is a messenger RNA of Podospora bellae-mahoneyi, 616 nucleotides long. RefSeq lists its product as uncharacterized. The record is from RefSeq and is a predicted model, not a curated record. The transcript has 3 exons. Bases 1 to 390 code for a protein of 129 amino acids. NCBI's taxonomy places the organism in Eukaryota, Fungi, Ascomycota, Sordariomycetes, Sordariales, Podosporaceae.
AUGCCCCUAGGCGACUCGAUAACCGACUAUGGCUGCUGGCGAGCCUGGAUCUACCUCCGCCUCCAAAAUGACCCCGACCUCUACGACUCCGUCGACCUCGUCGGUGGUGAGCGCGCAGGCGAGAUCUGCGACGACUCCGAAUUCGACCGUGAUCACGAAGGACACCCCGGCUUCCUGCCAUCCAAAUGGCCAACGAGGGUCGAGUUGGAUAUCGUGCGAGGAAAGCCGAGGACGGAGGAGUUGCUACGGGCGUAUAGCACGCUUGUGGCGCAGAUUAUCCCGCUUGGGUUGAGCGCGGAAAAGAACGAGCAGGUCAAAGAGCUGAACAAAGCGAUUCCUGCUUGGGCGGCCAAGCCAAAACACCACGUCGAGUCCGAUCUGGGUCGUUGACUUGUUCACUGGUUUCGAUGCCGAGGUGGAUUUGUAUGAUGGUAUACAUGCCAGCUCGUCCGGGAUUCAAAAGAUCGCUGAUGGGUUCUAUCCGGCACUAUUGACUGCGAUUAGAUAUGUCCAGGGGGCUAAAUUCAGUGUCUUGUAACAGGGCGGCGAUGUAUUGAUUGGGGAAAAGGAGGAAGCCAAGUGUCAUUAAAUAUCCUAUAUCCAAAAUCCGCAUCGC